AUGAGUUGUGCUCACCCGAGCUCCAGAGCGGCGAGGUUUUGUUUAGGAGAUGAAAGCCCUGUGCGCCCUGUCGGUCCGUCUCCCCUCAAGAUGGGAGCAGCUGAGGAGUCUCUGAUGCAGGCUCUAUCAUCAGCACCGGUCAUGACGAUAACUCCUUACGCAGCCUACAAGAGAACCAAGAAGCCCUUGAAGUCCAUUUUGAAGCGACCAGACCCCCUGCAGAGUUCAGAGAGGGAAAACGGUGGAAGCGCCCCGAGAACCCGUCAAAGAAGAUGUGUUAGCUUCUCUGGCUUUUCCAACAGCCGGUGGGAUGCUGAUACCAAUAGGUCUGCUUCGGCAGGUGGCCGCACCGGCAAGGACAAGGGCAAGACAAGUUCUCGUGGCAGGCCCUCAAGAAUGUCUGUACCGCAUGUGAAUGUGAAUAUCUCCUCGUCUACUAGUACUGGCAAGGAUAGCUGCAUCUGUUGUAUUACCGGUGGUAACAAUCACCACCACCAGCCUCACCACAGUCACAACCCUGCCAGCCACAACCAUCAGAGGAACUUCAACUGGACCUCUCCAAGUACCGGCAGUCAGAACCGGGGCAGAUCAAAGUCUUCCUGUUCGCCCCGCCUUCCAAGGAGGGAUGCCUCUUCAGUAUCACCAACAAGGACAAAAGUCAGCAGCCUCAAGCCCCCUCGUCGCCGCCUGAGCCACGAGAAUCUCUUUCAACACAAGAUCGACUUUUUUCUAGAACAAACGGCCGAGCAUGGAAAGAAAAUAGAGCUACAGCAACGGCAUCAUGCCAAGAAAGACGACCCAUGCCUGGAUCUGGCACCAGUCGCACCCAGCAAGAACAAGGAUAUUGAAGAGCUAGAAAUGUCCCUCAUAUCCAUGCAAAACUUCUUGGUGGCUCUGCAUAGUGUACCAGACAACCAAAAGCUCCUUCAAAAGCACUUGGAGGUUCAGACUCGAGUUCAAGACGAAUUGCGGCAACAGAAAGAGCUGCACCACGUGGACGAUGAAGACGAAUACGAUGAUGAAGACGACGACGACUCGUCCUGUGAUGACGACGAUGAUGAUUUGGAUGAUCUCUAUGACGAAAUGAUCCGACAUCGGCCACUGCCAGCCUUGUCGAUGUUGGGGGGGAUACAGGAAGAAGAAUAG
Messenger RNA from Seminavis robusta, 1146 nucleotides. The record is from the annotation of a GenBank genome assembly. Lineage: Eukaryota; Bacillariophyta; Bacillariophyceae; Naviculales; Naviculaceae.